Molecule: messenger RNA, 1116 nt
Organism: Meyerozyma guilliermondii ATCC 6260
Lineage: Eukaryota; Fungi; Ascomycota; Pichiomycetes; Serinales; Debaryomycetaceae
Gene: GAL7
Product: UDP-glucose:hexose-1-phosphate uridylyltransferase
Exons: 1
Coding region: 1-1116 (371 amino acids)
Biological process (GO): beta-D-galactose catabolic process via UDP-galactose, Leloir pathway
Cellular component (GO): cytoplasm
Molecular function (GO): zinc ion binding; UDP-glucose:hexose-1-phosphate uridylyltransferase activity
Source: RefSeq, a predicted model, not a curated record
AUGGCGACCAUAAUGACGGAAUUUGAUUUUACCAACCACUCCCACAGAAGACACAAUCCGCUUACUGAUACCUAUGUGUUGUGCUCUCCUCAUAGAGCAAAAAGACCUUGGCAAGGAGCCAAGGAAGAAGUUAGAAAGAUAGCUUUACCUGAAUUCGACCCCAAAUGUUACUUGUGUCCAAGCAAUAUUCGUGCUACCGGAGACACCAAUCCGAAAUACGAGUCUACUUUUGUUUUCCCAAAUGACUAUCCCGCUGUACGUUUGGAGCAGCCAGACUACGAAGCUGAAAAAUCGUCGGGAGAUGGUAAAGAUGAUCUCAAGCUGAGACUUAUGCACGUUCAGGGUGUCAAAGGUCAAUGUUUUGUCAUUUGCUUUAGCCCAAAUCAUAGUUUGACGUUACCACUCAUGACAAAUCAGCAAAUUGGCAAGGUAGUAGACACAUGGCAGAAGUUGUACCUUGACACACAGCUGGAUCUGGUCGAAGGAAAAGCCCCAUACAAGUAUCUCCAGAUUUUCGAAAACAAGGGUUUUGCUAUGGGAUGUUCAAACCCCCAUCCCCAUGGACAAGCAUGGUGUCUCGACGUUAUUCCCACUGAAGUAAGCCACGAGAUCACCAACAUGUCCAAGUAUCAUCACCAGCACAAGUCGCAUAUGCUUGGCGAUUACGUUGAGCUCGAAAUCGCAGAGAAAAAGAGAAUUGUUGCACAAAACGAUUCUUUUAUUGUCGUCGUGCCAUACUGGGCAUUGUGGCCUUUUGAAACGUUGUUGAUAGCCAAAGAACACUUGAAAUCUCUUGCUGAUUUUUCGGAUAAGCACAAGGCAGACCUCGCCAGCAUCCUCAAGACAUUGACUAUCAAGUACGACAAUUUGUUCAACACUUCCUUCCCUUACUCUAUGGGAUUACACCAAGCUCCGUUGGUGGGCUCGGAGGAAGAGAAGGAGUCCUCGUGGUUCCAUAUGCAUUUCUACCCUCCGUUGUUGCGUUCAGCUUCAGUGAAGAAAUUCUGUGUUGGUUUCGAAAUGCUCGGAGAAUCACAGAGAGACUUGACGAGUGAACAGGCGGCUGCGAGACUUCAGGACCUCGAUGGAGCAAAGCACUACACUGAAACUAUAUAA